Molecule: messenger RNA, 3837 nt
Organism: Poecile atricapillus (Black-capped chickadee)
Lineage: Eukaryota; Metazoa; Chordata; Aves; Passeriformes; Paridae
Product: ubiquitin-associated protein 1-like
Exons: 9
Coding region: 385-1920 (511 amino acids)
Biological process (GO): ubiquitin-dependent protein catabolic process via the multivesicular body sorting pathway; regulation of DNA-templated transcription
Cellular component (GO): ESCRT I complex
Molecular function (GO): ubiquitin binding; DNA binding
Source: RefSeq, a predicted model, not a curated record
UGGUUGAAGGGCUGGGGGUGGUGAUACGGUGCUCGUUUCGUACCGGCGGGUAGUGGGAAGUGACCGCGGGGACAGCCGGAACCGCCAGGUGCCGCGCAGGUUCUAAAUGGCUUCUAAGAAGGUGGGAUCUGAGUCUCAUGGUGAGACGUUUAUUGUCAACUUGGGAUCUCACCUCCUUGGAUAACUCCAGAGAUAACUUGCUACUGGACAGAUGUUCAGCCUAGGUAAUCUUACCAAUUCAUGUGAGGGGGAAAAUGCCCUAAGUUAUGCACCAGCUGAUAGUCAAAACAGAUAAGCUCUUCUGCGGCAGGCCAGAAGUCCUUCUACAAGAGAGCAUCCAAAGGAGUGCUGUGAAGAUUAUGAAGAGCCUUGAGGGGAAACUGUAUGAGGAGUGGCCAAGGUCCUUUCAGUUAUCUUGAUGAUGUCCCAUUUAAGAUAGGCGAAAAAUUCAAAAUCCCAGCAAAAGUUGGAUUACCCAUUGGUUUCAGCCAGCCUGAUUCUUCUCAGCUUGUCAGAGAAGCCCAGUAUGACUUCUCACUGGAAAAGAAAACAAUUGAAUGGGCUGAAGAUAUAAAAAAAUUUGAAGCUGCCCAGAGAGAAGCUGAACACAGGGCAGAAGAAGCACUAGCAAACUCAAAAGCAGCUUCAGAGGACAUCACCAAAAUGGGGUUCUCAGAGGGACCUUGCCCUGAAAUCAUGCCUCCUCCUAUUAACCCCAUCCUCGCUAGCCUGCAGCACAAUAAUAUUCUUACUCCCACACCGGCCAACAGCAGUGCUGUGAAGCAAAAGGUUCUCAGUCCACCUCAUCCAAAAGUAGACUUCAACCCAGCUGAUUUUGAAUGUGAAGAAGACCCUUUUGACAAACUAGAAUUAAAAACUAUUAAUGAUAAGGAAGAAUUAAAAAAUAUUCUUGAAAUUCAUGUUGGUUCUACUGGGCCAAUUGUUGCCCAACUAUUAGAUAAUACUUUGCCCAAAGUAGAGUCUGAGUGUGUGUUGCAAGAUGAGAAAGUUCUGACAUCCAUAGAAAGGGCUACGUUGGACUUCAAACCUGUUCACAAACCAAAUGGCUUUAUCACUUUACCACAGUUGGGAAAUUGUGAAAAGAUGUCCUUGUCUUCCAAGGUGUCCCUGUCCCCUAUCACUUCAGUGAGCAACAUCAAAUCCCUGUCCUUUCCUAAAUUUGACUCCGAUGAGAGUGAUCAAAAAUCAUCAAAGCUUAUGAGCACUUUCCACAGCACUACCUGUCUCCGCAAUGGCACUUUGCUUAGCUCUUUGCAGACCUGUGCUCAGAGUAAAACCAGUGAACUGAAUGGACACCAUAUGGUGGAUCUUUCUUCUCUAAGUGGCAUGGAGGCAUCAACAUUAUCCUCUUCAUCCAGACUGCCUUCCCUGGCUGCAUCAACAAUUUGUACAGAAGAAGAAUCAUCUCAAAGCACAGCGAUUAUGGUGCACCCAGACUACAAAGAAACAAAAAUACUUAUGGUAACACACCAAAAUUUCCCAGUGUCUAAAGUGCCCAAUAAUACCAGCUGCAGAAAGCAGUCAGGUGACGCCGCUCCUGAACUACAGCAGGACCUCUCUGCUAGUGAGAGACAGUGCAUAGAGACAGUCAUCAACAUGGGAUACGCACCUGAAGAUGUCCUGAAAGCCAUGAAGAAGGGACAGAACAUAGACCAGGUUUUGGAUUACUUGUUUUUACAUGGACAGCUUUGUGAGAAGGGCUUUGAUCCACUUCUUGUUGAAGCAGCUUUGGAAAUGCACCAGUGUUCAGAGGAGAAGAUGACAGAGCUUCUCCAACUAAUGAGUCAAUUUAAAGAAAUGGGCUUUGAACUAAAAGACAUUAAAGAGGUCUUAUUACUACAUAACAAUGACCAACAGAAGGCUUUGGAAGAUCUGAUGGCCCGUGCAGGAGCCAGCUGAAAACACAUUCCUGGAUUCUCAUCAUGAAACAGAGCAAGACCAGGGUGACUUAAUCUCAGCAAGGAGUUUGGCUAUUUGCAUAUAAGGGAGAGUGUCAGAACAAGCCUGCCCAUGUGCAUCACUCCAGCAUUUCUCUUUACACUGGGAGCCAACUUUCUUCCUUAAAUUAAAUUUUUUAAGUGUCCUUUCCUAAGUUUCCUUUUUUCCAGCUUAGCCUCAGAGUUUAGACUGUCCAGCCUCUACUGUAAUUGUACAUAGGUAGAGAUGGGGUGGUUUCUCCCACUCACCUUUGCACUGGAAUUGAACAAAAGAACACUGUUGGUUCUGAAACUAGGAUGCUUUGAUUCUUUGAAGCUGCUUUCAUGGUGUCUGCUUGUAUUGAAUUACUUGAUUGUGUCAUAGUCCAGAUUAACUGGUUAAAUUUGACCUUUAGUGUAAUGGAGUUUUAUUUUUGGGGGGGAAAGUUAGUCUGCAACUUAGUAAAACACUGUUUCAGAAACUUGCUAUGCAUAAAGAGAGAGCCUAUUCCUCUUGGGUUUUUUACCCAUGCACCCAACACUUCGCCAGACAUGAGCGUUCAAUACUGAGUGGUCUGUAAAUUCCCUUGAAACAGGUAAGCUGUGAAUUCUAUCUGGACCUGCAAUUUAUGUUGUUUUUUUAACCUGAAGGCAGAGCUGGAGCUUAGUAUUCUUAACCCCCCAGGUUUGUAGGAUAUUUAAGGCAAUGCUCUGAUAGGAAAUCAGUUCUCUUUUUGUAUUAAAUAAUACUGAGUGUGAUGCAGGAGGUUCCUUUCAAGCACUUUCUUUAAAAGAUAUAUACUCACUGCAUUAGUUCAAUUUCUCACACUGCUAUAGAAUUGCAUAAUAACAUCUAGUACUAGAAAUCAGCAUUUGGGUUGGUUUUGAUAUUUAGUUCUAAGUACUUAAAAUAUCAACAGUCUUGAGGAAUCUUUAAAGUAAUUCACUAAAUAUUUUGAUUCUGCUGAAAAAAAACUAACAAAAUCCUCAGUAUAACUCCCAGUGUCAUGGUUCCCAUCUCUCAUGCUCUUUGGCUUCAACAAAUGAACUUGCUGGAUCCUGCCUGAUCAGGUGCUGCCUGCUCCUGUAGGCAUACGUGCACACUGUGUGUUGGGCAGAACAACCAGAGGUCUCCAGGCAGACAGCUGCAGUGGUGCAAAAACCAAGCCUAGGGAGCAUGGGAGCAUGGAGCUGGGAGCAUUGAGAACUUAGGCAGGGAAAAAUUACUUGUCUCGUUUCCUCAGUUUGUUUUUCAGUAGGAGGUUUUAGCUCAUCAGGACCCUGAAGGAGAUGACAUUUGUCUCUAUUAUGUUAAAACUUUAUAUGACCAAAACUUGUAAUUUGGGUCCAGUGUUAACUCCUGGAGUUGUCAGUGAGGUUCUCAACUACGUUAAUUAACUUUACUUAAAACAAAAUGAUGCUGAGAAAAUAUGUACCUGGUAAGUAUCUAGGAAGUGUGGAGAUGAAUGACAAAUAAGACCAGGACAGAUUGCUUUGCACGUAUCCCAUAGUACUGAGCUUCACCAGCUUCUAUUAGUGGGACUGAAAUUAAAACUUAUCUAAGAUGGACAUUCCACAGCUGGUGGAUCAGCAGCUGCUGCCUCUGUGGGUGCAGGUAAAGCAGUUGUCCGGCUUUCCUCCCAGAUGAGAAAUGUGACAGUUUGAAAUGAAGAAAUGGGGUUCCUGAUUAAUCAGAAAAGAUGGAAAACAAAACUUGAACUGCUUUACUGUCACUGAUGAGAGCAUUCGAUUGUGUUGCUUGUUUCAGUUUUCUCACAAUUAAUAGCCAAACAAAUCUGUCUGGUACUAGACAAUCUUGAAAGGGCAAGAAAUCUUGCCAGCAAAGAAACAACUGUUUAGACCAAAUUUCUGAAUAAAAUAAUCUCUUCAGUUGUGUUAA